Colossoma macropomum (tambaqui) is the source of this 1896-nucleotide messenger RNA. It is a transcript of the gene foxi3b, whose product is annotated as forkhead box I3b. Gene Ontology annotation, molecular function: RNA polymerase II cis-regulatory region sequence-specific DNA binding; DNA-binding transcription factor activity, RNA polymerase II-specific. NCBI's taxonomy places the organism in Eukaryota, Metazoa, Chordata, Actinopteri, Characiformes, Serrasalmidae. Gene Ontology annotation, biological process: cell differentiation; anatomical structure morphogenesis; regulation of transcription by RNA polymerase II. The transcript is spliced from 2 exons. The record is from RefSeq and is a predicted model, not a curated record. Bases 185 to 1339 code for a protein of 384 amino acids.
AAGGGCAAACAGUGGCAGAGUAAGGAAAAGAUAUAUGCAGGUCUCUCAACUGAGAAUCAGUCCUGAAGACAAGCAAAACAAGAAAGAUUUCUGGACCAUAAGACCAAAGAAGAAACAGCAUCUAAUACCUGGAACUGCUUGACCUGUUUUAAUCCAGAGAGGAGCACCUUAUGAAGCACUCAUCAUGACAUCAUACGAACAAGGUCAGUCUCCUACUCGAUGUGGUCCCCAGUUCCCCAGCUUGGGACAGGAGCCUCCAGAGCUGAGCCUAUACAGCGACAACUACUAUCCUCCUCCGUCACUGCCGAGUCCACAGAGGACCAACCCCUCCUCGUAUGACCUUGGAGAAUACGCGGCUUCGUCACCUAACCCCUACCUGUGGUUCAAUGGAACUGGGAUUAACAGUUCCCCAUAUCUUGGUGGAGCACCAGGUCCUGCAGGUCCCCCCUUUGUGCCUCAGCACUAUGGCAUGCAGAGGCCCUACCUUGGGCCUGGGGGUCCUGCAGGAGCUGGUGGAGAGCUGAGCUGGUUCUCCAUGCCCUCUCAAGAGGACCUUAUGAAGCUGGUCAGACCACCUUACUCAUACUCAGCUCUCAUUGCAAUGGCGAUACAUGGUGCUCCAGACCGGCGCCUGACUCUCAGUCAGAUAUACCAGUACGUAGCAGAUAACUUCCCUUUCUACAACAAGAGCAAGGCUGGCUGGCAGAACUCCAUUCGCCACAACCUGUCUCUGAACGACUGUUUCAAGAAGGUACCUCGGGAUGAAGAUGACCCUGGCAAGGGUAAUUACUGGACUCUUGACCCAAACUGUGAAAAGAUGUUCGACAAUGGCAACUUCAGGCGCAAGAGGAAGAGAAAGUCAGACGGUCUCACUGGAGAGGGCAGUUCUGCAGGGUCUCUCAGCACGGAGUCAGGAGAUGGCAGCGGCAGGGGUAGCCCUAAAAAUCCAGCCAUUGACAUUUCAGCCUCACCUGAGAAAGGCCUUUCUCCUCCAUCCACAGGUCCCUCGCCUUGCCUCAGCAACUUCCUGACAGAGAUGUCUGGGGUGGUCGGAUCAGUGGAGGUGAGGGGCGACCCCCUCAACCGGCCUCUUGCUCUCAGUCUACCAGUGGAUGGCACACAGAGAGCCCCCCAACCCACAAGCUUUGGCUCUUACUCCCCUGGUUCCACGAUUCCUGAGUGGGCCUCUCCGCUUCCCCCACCUCCUCCAAUCUCCCCCUCAGGCUCCCACUCCUCUUUAAGUUACAGCAGCCCCACUCUCAACCAGUUCAAUGGCCAUUUCUACCCUGGGUUGAGCUCGACUGGAAUUCUCUACCCCCGAGAGGGUACAGAAGUGUGACGGGACUGGACUGAGAAUAGACACAAAGUUGCAUGAUGAAUUCCAGCCAAAGUCUGGUGAAGGCCAAAAAGUUUCACGUUACUCACGUUUAGAGUGGACUGCUUCAGAUGAAUUCUGAGAUGAUCCCGUGAGUGUGAGAUUAGAACAGAUUCCCACAGGAACAGCCUACUCAGCAUGUGAUAUGCAUGACACUCCCCAAAGGCCCCUGACACCAGCAGCUCUAACCUAGGCCUGCUGCUGACAUAAUGCCAUUCCACCUAUCUCUCUCUCUUCACUGAUCAUAUCACCAAGACCAAGUGCACCUAUUAUGAAGCCAAACAAGGCUAAAAAAAAGACCUUCAACUGGCAGAGUAACCUUACAGAAAUGCAUGUGAUGCAGCACUCUUAAGUCUACAACUGUAAUUUGAUCCUGUCAGUUUUUUUUUAUCUUUGUCUUGUUUGUCUGUUUAAUGGAAAGUGGUGAUGUAUUUUACAUGUAAGGGUGAAAAUGAAUGUUGAAUAAAAUUUUCUGCAAUGUAUGCCUGCUGAUUUUUUAAAAUAAAAGAAUGAAAAAGGUA